AGCAAAAGCAACUGUGCAUUAAAUUCAAAUUAAGGAAGAUGUGGUCUGCUAAGAAGUGGAAAUCAGCACUUCAGGCUUUAUCAUUUCUACUAGUACUCUUCCUUCAUCGUCAAGCUUCAGCCGAUUAUAAUUGGGUCGUGAAAGAAUCCACAUAUACAAGGCUGUGCAGCACUAAGUCAAUAUUGACAGUUAAUGGAAAAUUUCCGGGACCAGUUUUACGAGCUUAUGCAGGAGAUACGGUCUAUGUCAAUGUUCAUAACAGAGGCAGAUACAACAUCACUAUUCACUGGCAUGGAGUCAAGCAACCGAGGAAUCCAUGGUCUGAUGGUCCUGAAUACAUCACACAAUGUGGUAUUCAACCGGGUGGGAGUUUCAGGCAGAAGAUCAUAUUUUCUAUUGAGGAAGGAACCCUUUGGUGGCACGCUCAUAGUGAUUGGUCCCGGGCGACGGUUCAUGGACCAAUUUUUGUCUAUCCAAAACCAGGAACUAGCUACCCUUUUCCCAAGCCCCAUGCUGAGGUUCCCAUAAUAUUAGGUGAGUGGUGGAAAAGUGAUGUAAUGGAGGUACUUGAUGAAUUUGUUAGAACCGGAGGAACUCCCAAUGUUUCUGAUGCUUACACCAUCAAUGGUCAACCAGGAGACCUCUAUCCUUGCUCAAAAUCAGAAACAUUCAAACUCUCUGUGGACCAAAACAAGACCCAUCUGCUCCGAAUAGUCAACGCUGCCAUGAACAGCAUCCUUUUCUUCUCAGUCGCAAACCAUAACCUGACGGUGGUCGCAGCAGACGCAGCCUACACCGCGCCAAUCUCAACACCCUACAUCACAAUAUCUCCUGGACAAACCAUUGAUGCCCUGUUGUUCACAGACCAACAACCUGGUAGUUAUUACAUGGCUGCUAGGGCUUACCAAGGUAACCUAGCGAUUGGUUUUGACAACACCACAACCACAUCAAUAGUUGAAUACAAAGAUGGCAAUGGAAAUGGUAAAACUCCUCCAUUAUUUCCCUACCUUCCUUACUAUAACAACACGAAUGCAGCCUUUGGCUUUUUCAAUAGCCUUAAAAGCCUAGCCAUUAACCAAACCGAUGUCGUAAAAACCACCACCACUCGAAUGGUUUCAACAGUAUCGGUGAACACACUCCCUUGCCUUGGAAAUCAAACCUGUGAAGGACCCAAUGGGACGCGAUUAGCUGCCAGUAUGAACAACAUAAGCUUUGUGGAUCCCAGAGUAGAUAUAUUACAAGCUUACUAUUACUAUAUCAAAGGGGUUUAUAAAGAGGGUUUCCCAGAUUUUCCACCGUUGAUUUUUAACUUCACAGCUGAGGACUUCCCUCUGAUAUUGGAAAUACCAGAGAGGGACACAAAGGUGAAGGUUUUGGAAUAUGGAUCGGAUGUGGAAAUUGUUUUUCAAAACACAAAUUUAGUGGCUGGGAUAGAUCAUCCCAUGCAUCUUCAUGGCCAUAGCUUCCACAUUGUUGGAACUGGCUUUGGGAAUUUUGAUGUAAAAAAGGACCCAUUGAGCUUCAAUCUUGUUGAUCCUCCUCUUAGGAACACAGUUACUGUGCCCUUAAGUGGAUGGGCCGCUAUCAGAUUCAAGGCCAGAAAUCCUGGAGUGUGGUAUUUACACUGUCAUCUUGAACGUCACCUAACAUGGGGAAUGCACACCGUCUUCAUCGUAAAGAAUGGAAAACACCCAAAUGAAACGUUGCUGCCUCCGCCACCAGACAUGCCGCCGUGUUGAAAAUUUGGCUAAACUAGCUUACUAGUGUCUCCAUGGUCAUGCAUGGUGUAGUAUAUAUCUGAGCAAUGAAAUAUGAUGUUACAUAAAUAAUAACGUAUCCUUUCAAAAAAAAUAAAUUAAAACGUAUUAUUUAAGUUG
This is a messenger RNA of Rosa rugosa (rugosa rose), 1877 nucleotides long. RefSeq names its product laccase-15-like. The coding region runs from base 39 to 1739 and encodes 566 amino acids. Gene Ontology annotation, biological process: lignin catabolic process. The record is from RefSeq and is a predicted model, not a curated record. Lineage: Eukaryota; Viridiplantae; Streptophyta; Magnoliopsida; Rosales; Rosaceae. The transcript has 6 exons. Gene Ontology annotation, molecular function: hydroquinone:oxygen oxidoreductase activity; copper ion binding. Gene Ontology annotation, cellular component: apoplast.